Anthostomella pinea is the source of this 747-nucleotide messenger RNA. The record is from the annotation of a GenBank genome assembly. Lineage: Eukaryota; Fungi; Ascomycota; Sordariomycetes; Xylariales; Xylariaceae.
AUGCGUUUGUCCAACAUCAUCUCCGUUUCUGCUCUUGGCGCCUCGGGCGUCUUGGCGCAGAAUGCCACCACCGGCAAGCUAGGCGACGCACUCGUCGUCUCGAACAACCCUGCCGGAAAGUCGGUCAUUGGCACACUACCAACCGAUCCGUUCUUCAAAGCCGGCUCCCUCAACGGCAACGUGGUUGGCUCCGUGAAAGCGACUUCCGGCCCAGGCGGCCGCGGCGUCGACUACGAAGUGUCUUUCUCCAGCUUGCCUACGGAGGGUGGCAACUUUAGCUUCCACAUUCACGAUGCCCCUGUCCCAACUGACGGAAACUGCACGGGCACCCUGGCGCAUCUCGACCCCUUCAUCCGCGGCGAGGACCCCGUCUGCGACUCCACGAAGCCCGCGACCUGCCAAGUAGGAGAUCUCGCCGGCAAGUACGGAAAGAUCACGUCGGACCCGUACACGGCGAAGUUCCACGACGACUUUACCUCCCUGGUUGAGGGUGUUGGCUCGUACUUUGCCAACCGGAGUUUCGUCGUCCACUUCGCGAACAAGACGCGCAUCACGUGUGCCAACUUCGCCAUCCUCGACAGCAACAGCACGUACACCCCGACCCCUUCCGGUGGUGUCGUGCCCACGGCGCCUGGCUUGGUCCCUGCGGCGACGUCGACUAGACCCGUCACUGCGGCUGCCGGCGCAUUGAACAUCGCGAAGCACUUCGCGGUAGCGCCUGUAAUGGCUCUGCUCUUGGCGCUGUAA